CCAAAUCUUUCACCUUGAUGUCGUUGGACUUCAGACACGCGCUGACAGUAUGCGCAUGCCUCACUAAAGGUUAUAGUAAAAGUGGUGUGCAACCGAUCGAUGCGAGCCAAAGUGAUUUCAGUUCUUCGAAGCGCACCGUUAGACUAAAUAAGGAGACCGUUUGUAACUUUCUGGCUUGUGGAGAAAGUUUUACGCAUUUGAAUCGAUUCCACGCACUUCUUGCACUUUCAGUUAUCCAAAAUAUAUCGUAUUUAAGAGUCUCUGAGAUGCGUCUGUCCAGAUCUUUAUCAAUAACAUCACUAACUGGACUUCCACUUUGGGAAGAAGAGAGUCUACCUGUGGAAGAUCUCUUACUCUUUGAGAUUUCAUGGGAAGUAACUAAUAAGGUUGGCGGUAUAUACACUGUUAUCCAAACUAAAGCUAAGAUUACGGUGGACGAAUGGGGCGAGAACUACUUCAUGAUGGGUCCCUACUACGAACACAACUUCAAGACACAGGUGGAGCCAUGUGAACCUCCAAACCAAGCCAUUAAGGCGGCCAUGGACUCUUUGAUAAACAAUGGCUGCCAGGUGCACUUUGGCCGUUGGCUAAUUGAAGGUAGUCCAUAUGUUAUCCUGUUUGAUAUUGGGGCAGCUGCCUGGAACCUGGACCGGUGGAAGGGAGAUCUGUGGGACGCAUCUAAAAUCGGGCUCCCAUAUCAUGACCGAGAGGCCAAUGACUCCCUCAUCUUUGGUUCUCUUGUUGCCUGGUUCUUUAAGGAGUUAACAGACCAACUUCAGGACAAGCCCAACGUAAUCGCUCAUUUCCACGAGUGGCAAGCCGGGACAGGACUUGUACUGAGCCGCUUUCGCAAAAUUCCCUUAGCAACUAUUUUUACAACACAUGCCACCCUGCUGGGGCGCUACUUGUGCGCGGGUAAUGCAGACUUCUACAAUAACCUGGAGAAGUUCAACAUAGACCAAGAGGCAGGAGAGAGACAGAUCUACCAUCGCUACUGUUUGGAGAGAGCCGCCGUACACUGUUCACAUGUCUUUACCACUGUGUCCCAGAUCACAGCCGUGGAAGCAAACCACAUGCUACAUAGACAACCAGAUGUCGUCACCCCGAAUGGUCUGAAUGUAAAGAAGUUCUCAGCCAUGCAUGAGUUUCAAAACCUGCACUCCACAAACAAAGCCAAGAUCCAGGAGUUUGUAAGAGGCCACUUCUAUGGCCAUCUGGACUUCAAUCUGGAGAAGACCCUCUUCUUCUUCAUUGCAGGGCGAUAUGAGUUUACUAAUAAGGGAGCGGACCUGUUUCUUGAAUCUUUGUCCAGAUUAAACUAUUUGCUAAGGGUUCACAAGAAUGAUGUCACGGUGGUUGUGUUUUUCAUCAUGCCUGCCAAGACCAACAAUUUCAACGUGGAGUCUUUAAAGGGACAGGCUGUACGCAAGCAGCUGUGGGACACGGCCCAUUCAGUAAAGGAGAAGUUUGGCAAAAGGCUUUACGAGAGCCUGUUAAGGGGUGAGAUUCCAGACAUGAACAAAAUUCUGGACAGAGAUGACUUCACAAUUAUGAAGAGGGCUAUUUAUGCAACACAGAGACACUCUCUUCCACCGGUAACAACGCACAACAUCGUGGACGACUCAACGGACCCGAUCCUGAGUAACAUCCGACGAAUCGGCCUCUUCAACGCACGUAAUGACAGAGUGAAGAUUGUUUUCCAUCCAGAGUUUCUGUCCUCCACCAGUCCCCUGCUGCCCAUGGACUAUGAGGAGUUUGUGCGUGGUUGCCAUCUUGGAGUUUUUCCUUCCUAUUAUGAACCAUGGGGCUAUACACCAGGUGAAUGUACUGUUAUGGGAAUUCCCAGCGUCACAACCAAUCUGUCUGGAUUCGGCUGCUUCAUGGAAGAACACGUCUCUGAGCCAACCGAAUACGGGAUCUACAUCGUGGAUCGGCGGUUUCGGUCUGCGGAUGAGUCGUGUAACCAGCUGACUCAGUUCAUGUUUUCCUUUUGCCAGCAGUCACGACGACAGAGGAUAAUCCAGCGCAACCGCACAGAGAGACUUUCUGACUUGUUAGACUGGAGAUAUCUUGGACGAUUUUACAUGCACGCCAGGCAUCUCGCCCUCAGCAGAUCCUUCCCUGCUAAAUUUAAAAUGGACCAAGUCAGCCUCCCUCCGACACAAGGUUUCCGCUACCGCCGACCCUCCUCAGUACCACCUUCCCCAUCGGCCUCACUUCACUCCACCCCUCACCACAGCGACGAGGAAGAUGAUGAGCCAUAUGACGAAGAUGAAGAGGCAGAGAAAGACAGACAAAACAUCAAAGCACCUUUCACGCUGGGUGAGGUGCCGGAGGGUAAGAAGAAACAACCGGGGCAAAAUGGGAAUUAAGAUCUACACCUUUUUGCUCAACUCAUCUCCACAGUUCAACAGAUGUAUAACGCUACUUGUUAUUCUAGGACUUAAGUUACUCUAGAGCUUAAACUGAUGAAACCUGAACCUUAAAAAAUUAUGUUAAGCAUAUAGAGUUAAAACGUCUCAGACCACAUUGAAGAUUUGGGACCCCAUUUAUAAGCGAAAAAUGAUUUUAAAAAGUUGAUGGAUGAAUACAAGCAAUAUUGAAUAAUUAUCAAAACACAACCUAAAACAAGGCAAAAACUGUUGACUUUGCUUACAUCUCUCGCAAGUUGCUGUGUCAAAAAUGACGUAACCAAAUUCAAGUUUAUUUUGCCUAGAAGUGGGUUACUUAUAGUCGGACUAUAUAAGGUCUAUAGUUAACCUAGAUGGUGAAAUGACGGCUAUUGCUUGCUGGGUAAAUGCAAGCAUAUUUAUUUUGCUAGAAUUUGUAAUGAGAAUCAUUGUGUAAUGAGAAUCACUGUGUAAACUGGCAAAACAGGACAUUUUCACUAAUGGUCUUGGACCUUAGUACUUCAAUCUCAUAUAUUGGUUUAUAAACAUAAUUUUUCACGAUGAGUUUAAUAAUUUAAUAACAAUGCAGAAUGUUCAAACUUGAGCAGUUUAUCAGUGCAAAUUGUUUAUUUAUGGCACAUUCUCAAAGUGUAUUUUACAUGGCAUUAAUUCAAAUGGUGAAUCAACAUGAGAAAUGACAAUGAGCAAAAGUGUCUGUACAAUUAUAUAUUACAGAUUUCAAUCAUCAUAAAUAAUUUAUUUUCCAGGAUGACAUGUCUAGAAAAAUAAAGCAAAUAGAAAUGGAAAACAUCUUA
Molecule: messenger RNA, 3205 nt
Organism: Misgurnus anguillicaudatus (oriental weatherfish)
Lineage: Eukaryota; Metazoa; Chordata; Actinopteri; Cypriniformes; Cobitidae
Gene: gys2
Product: glycogen synthase 2
Biological process (GO): glycogen biosynthetic process
Cellular component (GO): cytoplasm
Molecular function (GO): alpha-1,4-glucan glucosyltransferase (UDP-glucose donor) activity
Source: RefSeq, a predicted model, not a curated record